AUGCAUCUUCCUUGGGUAAUUGCCAGUACUAGUGCUCUGGUGUCUUCAGUUGGUGCUGAAACCAUCCUGGGAGUGACUAUCUACUCCCGCCAUGGUGAUCGCUCCUCCAAGCACUAUCCAGGCUAUAUGUUAACCAACCUGGGUCUCCAGCAAAACUUCCAGGUUGGCUCGGACUACCAUGACCUUUAUAUCUCGUCCGACUCUCCCAAGAAGAUUCUUGGAAUCUCCGGGGACAAAUACGUGCCGUCACAAAUAUCCGCUUCAGCUCCAGAUGAGCCUGUUCUGCUGAACACUGCCACAGCUUUCCUCCAGGGUCUUUAUCCUCCCAUUGAUGCCUCUAUUGCUUCCCAGUCCUUGAAUAAUGGUACCAACUAUACAAACCCACUCGGUGGAUAUCAAUAUGUCGUUCUCCACGGUGAGGAGAAGGAAAGCCCCGACACCAUCUGGAUCAAAGGCGACGACGAGUGCCCCGCCUUCACCGAAGCCAUGGACACUUUCCCUGAGAGCGCUGUAUACCAGGAGAGACUAGAGUCAACCAGAUCAUUCUACCAGCAAUUCUGGCCGGGUAUCCUCGAAAACGUUUACGACCUCUCGGAGGAAGACAUGACAUAUGAAAACGCCUACACUAUCUUCGACCUCAUCAAUGUCGGCACAAUCCACAACAGCUCCAUGAAAGACGCCGUCACCCCAGACCAACUCAUCCAGCUGCGCACCCUCGCCGACAGCGCCGAGUUCAACUCCAACUACAACGCCUCGCAACCGGACCGUUCCAUUGGCGCCCAGACUCUCAACGCAGCUAUCCUAUCUCAUCUCAACGAGACAGUCACUUCCAAAGGAGAUGUCAAGUUCUCCCUCCUUGCUGGGAGCUAUGAUACCAUGCUUGCAUUUUUCGGUCUGAAUGAGCUAACUACUGCAUCAAGUGACUUUUAUGGUCUGCCGGACUAUGCCUCCACGAUGGUCUUUGAGCUUCUAACUAGCGAUGACAAUGUGGAUAGAUUCCCAUCGGAUACGGACUCGCUCAUGGUCCGGUUCUUGUUCCGGAAUGGCUCGGAUGCUGGUGGUGAGCCUACUGCGUUCCGCCUGUUUGGGCGUGAGGAGACUACAAUCUCCUGGAAACAGUUUGUGGCUGAGAUGCAAGGUCGUGCUAUUUCGUCGGUGGCGGAGUGGUGUGAUGUUUGUCGGAGUGAGCAGGACUUUUGUGUGGCUGCUACUGCGGGUGAUGGUAUUUUUUCUGAGAAGGCUGGAAGCAAUGGUGGUGGUUUGUCGAAUGCUGUUUCAGGUGUCAUCGGUGCUAUAGUUACCCUUGGUGUUGUUGGGGCUAUUGCUGCGGUUGCUUUUGUCGUGUUUAGGAAGAGAACUCGUGCUGCUCCUGGAGUUGUAACUCCCGGAACCGUGGAGAAGGGAAACGCCGCUGGUAGAGGUAGUAUUAGCAGCUAG
Messenger RNA from Aspergillus versicolor CBS 583.65, 1437 nucleotides. Its product is annotated as histidine phosphatase family protein. Bases 1 to 1437 code for a protein of 478 amino acids. Gene Ontology annotation, biological process: dephosphorylation. Gene Ontology annotation, molecular function: phosphatase activity. The transcript has 2 exons. NCBI's taxonomy places the organism in Eukaryota, Fungi, Ascomycota, Eurotiomycetes, Eurotiales, Aspergillaceae. The record is from RefSeq and is a predicted model, not a curated record.